Messenger RNA from Magallana angulata, 770 nucleotides. Its product is annotated as COX assembly mitochondrial protein 2 homolog. The coding region runs from base 137 to 394 and encodes 85 amino acids. Gene Ontology annotation, cellular component: mitochondrion. The record is from RefSeq and is a predicted model, not a curated record. The transcript has 4 exons. Lineage: Eukaryota; Metazoa; Mollusca; Bivalvia; Ostreida; Ostreidae.
GACAGUCCAGACCAGGAUUCAGUUGUGGGUUCCUGAACCUCUAACUGCACACUUUACCAUUUGACUAGAGAUUAAGAGUCGAAUUUUAUUAGAAAAUCUACCUCUUUACAACAUCUUUGAUCAACUGGAAUUACAGAUGCAUCCUGACUUGUCUGCUCAUUUGCACACAGAUGAAUGUAACACUUUAAUAAAAGUUUUUACCAGUUGCCAAGAACAGCAUGGGUUCCUCAGAUUCCUUGGAUAUUGUGAUCCCUUGUUCACUGAUGUACAGAAAUGUUUACGGAGGGAGAGAAUAAAUCGGAGAAAAGAGGACAGAGAAAGUAACAGACAGAGAAUGAAAGCAUUAAGGGAGAGACAAGCAAAAGGAUUAGCAGAACCAUAUAAAGAAGUGUGAAUGAAUGAAAGAAAGUGAAUGAAUGGAUGAAUGAAUGAAUGAAUGUUUCAGUGGGGAAUUCUUUUACUCACAAAAUAUAAUCAUGUCAACGCUACAGCCUUGAACAUUUACCUUGAAAGACAUAAAAAAAUCCAUCGAUCCCAAAUCUAAAUUUUAUGCAACCAGUUGUAUAGAUUUGUUCAUAAGAAGAAGUUGUGUAAUGUUAUGAAAUGUACUUUACAGAGUUGUUCACUGUGUCAAGGCGUUAAAACUUUUAUUGAAAAAUUCCAAGCAGCUUAUAUUGCAAGUGUCAGUAAUGUAGAUGUUCCUUUUGUAUAGAUUUUUUUAUGUACCAUAAAGUAUUGUUAUUUAUAAGAACACAACAUUUUGGCACUAA